UGGGCUGUGGAGCGGAAUAGAAAUCAGGCCCCGCCCGUUAUACCCAUUUAGGCGCAGAUCCGCUUACGUCGGAAAGCCCGCAAUGGCGAGGCGCUCCGCCUCGCAUUUGUUGUGUUCAAGUUCAACACAUGUUCUUACUCUACUCCUAAUAUCUGAUUCAGUUUUCACUCCUCCAUAGAAAUCGAUCAACCCUAGGUCAGAAAAUGGGGCGGAAGAAGGGGGCGACGCUGAUUCACGACGGGCCGCCGGACGAUUUCGACCCGGAGAACCCCUACAAGGACCCGGUGGCGAUGCUGGAGAUGAGGGAGUAUCUAGUCAGGGAGAAGUGGAUCGACAUCGAGAAGGCUAAGAUCUUGAGAGAGAAGGUCAAAUGGUGCUACCGAGUCGAAGGCAUCAACCAUCUCCAGAAAUGCCGCCACCUCGUCCACCAGUAUCUUGAAUCCACCCGCGGCAUCGGCUGGGGCAAAGAUCACCGCCCCCACGUCUUCCACGGUCCGAAGGUGGAAGCGACAGCUGAGUGAAUUGUUGGCGGGCGGACUGCAGAGUCGCCGGUUUGAAUAAUUUGAGGUAAUCAUGUUUAUCCAGCAAGCUGAUGUAUGUGAGAUAUGUCUACAUGACAAUCAGGUUUGUGCAUUGGGUUAUUAACUUUUGUCCAGCUAGACUGUUACAAUCAAAUGUAUGUUUUUUGUUUAAUCCAAACAUUAAGGGCCAUGUGGCUAACUUCUUUUCUCGUGCAACUUUCUGUAUUGUGGAAGUGAGGAGAGUUUUUACCAACAAUCAAUAGCAAAAUAAUGUCAUAAGUUCUUAUCUCUUUGAUUUC
This is a messenger RNA of Salvia miltiorrhiza (redroot sage), 820 nucleotides long. RefSeq names its product NADH dehydrogenase [ubiquinone] 1 beta subcomplex subunit 10-B-like. The record is from RefSeq and is a predicted model, not a curated record. NCBI's taxonomy places the organism in Eukaryota, Viridiplantae, Streptophyta, Magnoliopsida, Lamiales, Lamiaceae. Bases 204 to 521 code for a protein of 105 amino acids. The transcript has 3 exons.